Syzygium oleosum is the source of this 883-nucleotide messenger RNA. RefSeq names its product umecyanin-like. Lineage: Eukaryota; Viridiplantae; Streptophyta; Magnoliopsida; Myrtales; Myrtaceae. The record is from RefSeq and is a predicted model, not a curated record. Gene Ontology annotation, molecular function: electron transfer activity. Gene Ontology annotation, cellular component: plasma membrane. Bases 105 to 635 code for a protein of 176 amino acids. The transcript is spliced from 2 exons.
UGUAUGAAACUCAGGAAUCAAAUCAUACCUUUGACAAAACAAGGAGCGCAAAGACUUUUUGGGGAGCGACCUGGGGCUUCAUCGUAACACAAGCCGAGCCAACGAUGGCCAACGCGAAAAUCACGGCCUGCGUGCUCGCGGUCACGGUUGCGUUUUUAUUGGGCACCGAGGCGACGAAUUACACGGUGGGUGGUUCUGGGGGAUGGAAGGUCCCUUCUAGCACCGGCGCAUAUUCCGACUGGGCUAGCCAACACGCGUUCGAGGCCGGCGACGUUCUGGUGUUUGAUUUCGACUCGAGCACGAAUGACGUUGCGGACGUGACGAAGGAGGACUACGACGCCUGCAACACCGGCGCUCCAUUCACUGUCCUAUCCACUUCUCCGGCCUAUUACUCCCUUGAUACCGCCGGCGACUAUUACUUCCUCUGCACCACUACAGGCCAUUGUUCCCAGGGUCAGAAGUUGGCCAUCACCGUCGCCAAGUCUCUGAGCGGCCCGACCUCCAGCCCGCCAGGAUCCCUGCCGCCGCCAUCCCCCACCACAGGCGCAACUGCAUCUCCGACAAGCGUUGGCUCAUCUCUUGGUGUUGCGCAGCUAGUCCUGUUCAUGUCCAUUGCCAUGAGCUCAUUGUGCUAGCUCAUACAAGAGGGGGGAUCAUUGCUUCUACUAGAUAGAGGUGGAAAUGUUGGUACAUUGCGAGGUGCUGUUGCAGAAAAUAUAGUGGAUGAAUUCAUUGUCUUUCUUUGGAACGAGAUUCAGAUAGAAAUAAUCAAUUGAGCUAUACAGAGAAUCUUGAGUUGGUUUAGCUUGGCCAGUCUCUCUGGCUUCAGAACAUUUGGAUGAUUCAUGUCGUAGUUUGAUAUGUUGACUACACCGUUUAAUCA